GAGAAAUUCAAUUUGAGCAAUGAACCUCAUGUGAAUAUGGCUAUUGAGGAUCACAUGAAGAGAAGAUACUACACUUGGCGUUACAAUUUGCAUCAGAAAUUUCUAGCAUAUGGAUCCGAGGAGGCACUUGAAAAUCGACCUCAAACAGUGGGAGAGGAUGAUUGGAACUAUCUAGUUCAAUUAUGGCAAAAAGAUGAGUGGAAGAAAAGUAGUGCAAAAAAUAAGGAAAAUAGAAAGAAAUUGAAGAUCACACAUUGUGCUGGGACAAAGGCCUUUAGUCGUAUUAGAUAUGAAAAUAUCCUUUGA
Molecule: messenger RNA, 306 nt
Organism: Prunus avium (sweet cherry)
Lineage: Eukaryota; Viridiplantae; Streptophyta; Magnoliopsida; Rosales; Rosaceae
Source: RefSeq, a predicted model, not a curated record